Messenger RNA from Alternaria incomplexa, 864 nucleotides. RefSeq lists its product as uncharacterized. Gene Ontology annotation, biological process: steroid metabolic process. The transcript has 3 exons. The record is from RefSeq and is a predicted model, not a curated record. Gene Ontology annotation, molecular function: 3-oxo-5-alpha-steroid 4-dehydrogenase activity. Gene Ontology annotation, cellular component: membrane. The coding region runs from base 1 to 864 and encodes 287 amino acids. NCBI's taxonomy places the organism in Eukaryota, Fungi, Ascomycota, Dothideomycetes, Pleosporales, Pleosporaceae.
AUGGCGAUUGUGGAGAAUUGGCUGCCGCCAUCGCGCGAGAACUGGGAGCUGAUUUGCUACAUCUGGCAGUUCUUUCCUGUUAUUACUGCGGCGCAAUGGGUUCUGGACUGGUACCCACAGGGCAAGACGUCGAUUGAGUCGCGUUUCAACAUCGAUGGCAAGAUAGGAUGGGCGACCAUGGAGUCGGCAGGCUUCAUAACCCUGCUGUACAUCAUGUUUACGCUCCCGAAAGAAUUGGGUCUUGCGGAACUACCGUUGGGCAACUGGACCAUGGCUGGAUGCUUUGUCUUCCACUACAUCUACCGCGCAGUUAUCUCACCCCUCUUUCUCAAUCCCAGCAUGUCGCCAAUGCACCCGUUUGUUUGGAUCAUGGCAUUUGGGUUCCAAAUGUUCAACGCCAUCUCCAUUGGCGGCUACCUCGCGGGAUACGGACCAACAUCACGAGACGAGUGGGCAGCGCGACAAGAGUACAUGUUUCUAGGGCUCGUGAUUUGGUGCUGGGGACUUUUGGCCAACAUGUUCCACGACGACGACCUGCGCGAGAUCCGGAGAUCAGCAGACCGCAAGCAACGCAAGGCAGCCGCUGAGCAGGGCAAGGCGGUGGACAAUGUGGACAAGGUGUACAUGAUACCGAAGAACGGCCUGUUCAAGUACUCGCUGCACGCGCAUUACCUGUGCGAGUGGAUUGAGUGGGCAGGGUGGUGGAUGAUUGGGGGCUGGCAGUGUGUGCCUGCACGCACGUUUCUUCUCAACGAGAUUUCUACCAUGCUUCCGCGCGCGUUGCAGGGCAAGCGGUGGUACGAGAAGAAGUUUGGUAAGGAUAAGCUGCAAGGGCGCAAGGCCAUAAUUCCGGGCGUGCUCUAG